Messenger RNA from Paramecium tetraurelia, 2169 nucleotides. RefSeq lists its product as uncharacterized. Lineage: Eukaryota; Ciliophora; Oligohymenophorea; Peniculida; Parameciidae. The transcript is spliced from 8 exons. Gene Ontology annotation, biological process: inner dynein arm assembly; cilium movement involved in cell motility. Gene Ontology annotation, molecular function: dynein light chain binding; dynein heavy chain binding. Gene Ontology annotation, cellular component: inner dynein arm. The record is from RefSeq and is a predicted model, not a curated record.
AUGAACAACAAUGACCCAAGUGAUCCUGGAGAUUCAUCAGGAGAUGACGACUUCGUUGAAGAGAAGCCCCUAGAACCCAGACCAUACAAAACGGAUCAUGAAGAUGAAACUAUUUAGGUAAAUUGGCAUUUCUAAUUAUCCAUCAAGGAAAUCCAAUCCUUUACUGUGAAAGACAGGCCCCUCAUCAAGAUGCAAUUUAUUAAAAAGAGAAAAGAAUUUGGUUUGACAUUCAAAUUCAGCGAUUAGGAGACAUCUGAGAGAACAGGUGAGAUCAAGGCUCUAGAGAAGGAUCCCCUUCAACUCGUCAAAAAUAAGGUCAUUGAGAUGGGCAUACAAGGAUGCAACCCUUUCCAGGACGCCAGUUCUUAGACUGUCUGGAAUAGAAAAAUUAAUAAGGCUUUGCAAGUCGAUGAAGGGGAUGAGAGAUAAGAAUAGCCAGAUGAAGACUUUAAAUUGCUUAAAUUCUUGGAGACAGUUUAUCCAUUGAUGGAGGAAGCGUUGUAAUCGAAUGAAACUAUUGAUAUCUAUUAGGACGAUUUCAAUGUCUUGCCACUCUCAGAACAAAAUGGAGAUUAAAAUGCUGAGCUUACUAAUGUGAUCAAAGAAAUCAAAAGUUUCAGUUACUUAAAUUGUAAAGGUAAAAAAAUACAAUGCAUUCAAUUCCAACCCACUAGUUAAGCCAUCAAAUCCAAGUAUAUCGUUGCAGAAUCCUUCGUCGAAAACCUCCUCUUUGAAGAAAGAGCCAUCUAUCAAUUGAAAUCCCAUAAAUCACUCAUUGUAUUCUGGGAUUUCGAAGACAUUCAUUCAAUUGAACCAGUGCUCCUAUUGCAAUCUCCCCUUGAGAUCCUCUCUUUUGAAUUCAAUCCCAAGGAUCCCAAUAUAAUCGUAGGUGGCACUAUCAAUGGCUAAGUGAUGUUAUGGGAUCUCAGUGGCACAGCUCUCUCUGUUUUUGCAUCCAAAAAAACAUAAAAAACUAAAUAAGAACGAAAUGAAAUUCAAGAACUUCAACCCAAAAUGGUAUCAGCACUACAAGAUCCUGCAUCAUAUCAGGCUGGCUCAUCUAAUGAAGUCUUGAGAAAACAAGUUGCAUCUCACAAGAAUUUUGUCUUGGCUGUCAAAUGGUUCCCCAUUGGAAUGGAAUUCGAUAAGAAGCAUUUCAAUCAUCUGAUACUUACAUCCUCUCAAGAAACCUAUCAAUUUGCUAGUAUUAGUUCAGAUGGAUAAAUUCUAUUUUGGGACACCAGAUUGAUUGACAAGGAUAGCAAAAAGACACAAUAAGACAUCUCAACUAUUCCUUGGAAAGCCACCUAUGGAAUAUAGUUGUAUAGACCAGAAGGAGGAGGAAUGAUGAGUGGAGGAUAAAUAUAAUUCAGGAAAAAUUAAAAAACUCCAACUUUAUCAGGCACAUCAGAUGAAGGAGAAGUCUUCAUUAUGGAUUGGGGAGAAAAACAAGGGGAAGAGGGAUAAAAGAAUUAAUUGGUAUCUUCAAUUUGGUAAUAAUAACGAAGUAUGAGACCACCUAUUGCUUUGGAUGUAAGUCCAUUCUUUGAAGAUGUACUACUGACAUUGCAUGAUUUCAACUUUUGUGUUUGGAAACAUAAUGUUACUUUUCCAAUUUUUGAAAGUCUCAUCAUGAAAGGUGCCCAUAUUACUUGUGGAGGAUUCUCUCCUUAUCGUGCUGGUGUCAUUAUUGUAGGAAAGACAGACGGUAAUUUGGAUGUUUGGGAUAUGUUGGAUUAAUCUCAUAAAUGGACUAUUCAAUUCUAGGUAGUAGCAUGUGCUAUUACAUCAUUGAAAUUCAAUGAUAAUAUGGCUCAUAUUGUGGCAAUUGGCGAUUCAGAUGGUACAUUGCAUUUACUUGAAUUUCCUUAAAGUUUGUGUAAAGAUUAAGGAAAUGAAGUCAAGGCUAUGAGAUUAUUCUGGGAAAGAGAAGUCAAAAGAGUAAAUUACUACUCUGAAAGAUUCAAAAUCAGAGAAUAAUAAGCAAAAUAACAAAAUGAAAAAGAAAUUCAAGCUUAGCCUGCAAAAGAAACAAAACAAUCCGGCGAUACUAAGGUUCUGGAUGAAAUAGCCAACUUUGAAAAUGAAUACUAAAAAUUCAAAGAUGCUUUAUUGGGGAUUGGUCCUAAACCUGAGGAUGAAAAGGGUGCUGCCAAAGGUAAGAAAUGA